AUGCCUCUCCCUUUCAUCCUCAUCGUCGGCGCUGGUCCCAGCGGCCUCCUUUUGGCGCUUAUGCUAGGGAAAAAAGGCAUCCCCGUACGCCUUCUAGAAGCUGCAGUGUCUCUGGACAAUCGCCCGCGCGCGACCCAUUACUCCCCACCGGCAGUCUAUGAGCUACGCCGUGCAGGAGUCCUCGACGACAUGGAGAUCGAGGGCUCGUUCAUACCAAAUGGAGCGUGCUGGAGAAAGCUGAAUGGUGAAUUCCUGGCCGGAGUCGCUGCUCCGGGAAAUAACGACGACGACCAGACUCCAAUGCUGUGUCUUCCCUUGAAUCAGCUAAACCGCAUCCUCCAGCGGCAGAUUGAUCGAUUACCGCACGUGCAGAUACUGUACUCGCAUAAAGUAACUGGGUUAGGUCAAGAUGAAGGGAAGGCCUGGGUGGAUGUGGAAACACCGAGUGGUGUCCAGCAGUUGGAAGCGCAAUUUAUAGUCGGGUGCGAUGGCGCGAAUAGUCAGAUACGCCGCUCCCUAUUUGGAGAUUGGGAAUUCCCUGGCUUCACCUGGGAUCAGCAAAUUGUUGCCACCAACACCUACUACCCGUUUGAGAGGCAUGGCUUCGACUGGGACUCAAAUUUCAUCAUCCAUCCAGAGCACUGGUACAUGGCGGCGCGGAUCUCGGACGAUGGAAUGUGGCGUGUCACUUAUGGUGAGAUUCCAGGCCUCAGCUUCGAUGAACUCAAAUCCAGACAGCCGGAAAGAUUUAAGGCCUUGCUACCAGGAAGCCCUAAUCCUGGAGAUUAUAAGAUUGCCUCCUUCAGUCCUUACAAGGUGCACCAGCGCCUGGCUAAGAAGAUGAGAGUCGGACGGUUCCUACUGGCUGCUGACGCAGCGCACUUAUGUAAUCCCUUUGGGGGCUUGGGGUUGACAGGCGGGAUAGUGGAUGUGGGCGGGUUGUAUGACUGCCUCGCUGGUAUAUAUACGGGGGAAGCCGACGACAGCAUCCUCGACAUCUAUGACACUGUUCGGCGAUCGAAGUAUGAUCAUCUCAUUAAUCCGGUUUCCACUGCCAACCUCCAACUGUUAUUUGGACAAAAUCCAGAAACAGCUCUCGAGGACAGCGAGUUUUUGAAGACGUGCAAGAAGGCAGAAGCAAGUCCAGAGGUUGCUUCGCAGCAGCGGCAGGGGAUUGAUGCCCUGCAGUAUGACUUCAGACAGCAUUACCGGAAGUAA
Molecule: messenger RNA, 1218 nt
Organism: Aspergillus puulaauensis
Lineage: Eukaryota; Fungi; Ascomycota; Eurotiomycetes; Eurotiales; Aspergillaceae
Product: FAD-dependent oxidoreductase
Exons: 3
Coding region: 1-1218 (405 amino acids)
Biological process (GO): 3-(3-hydroxy)phenylpropionate catabolic process
Molecular function (GO): 3-(3-hydroxyphenyl)propionate hydroxylase activity; FAD binding
Source: RefSeq, a predicted model, not a curated record